Molecule: messenger RNA, 1061 nt
Organism: Camellia sinensis
Lineage: Eukaryota; Viridiplantae; Streptophyta; Magnoliopsida; Ericales; Theaceae
Product: serine/arginine-rich splicing factor RSZ21
Molecular function (GO): RNA binding; zinc ion binding
Source: RefSeq, a predicted model, not a curated record
AAUAAUCAUUCAUUUUCUUUUCUGUUCUGGUUCCAAACAUAGUGGACAGUAAAACCUAAAACCCAACCCUUUGGAAGCCUCCAAACACAGUGUGAGUGCUCUCAGUUUUGAUCGAGCCUCAAACCCUAGAAAUUUAUCGAAGGUAACGACAAUGUCUCGAGUUUACGUUGGGAACUUGGACCCGCGAGUUACAGAAGGGGAAAUCGAAGACGAAUUCCGGAUCUACGGUGUUCUCAGAAGUGUUUGGGUUGCAAGGAGACCACCUGGUUAUGCCUUUGUUGAGUUUGAUGAUCGUAGGGACGCUCUCGAUGCAAUUCGUGCAUUGGAUGGGAAGAAUGGCUGGCGCGUGGAGCUUUCGCAUAAUUCUAAAGGAGGCAGUGGUGGCAGGCGCGGUGGUGGUGAUGACUUGAAGUGUUACGAGUGUGGUGAACCUGGUCAUUUUGCACGAGAAUGUCGCUUGCGCAUUGGUUCACGAGGCUUAGGGAGUGGGCGUCGUCGUAGCCCCAGUCCUCGACGUCGCGGAAGUCCAAGUUAUGGGCAUAGGAGUUAUAGCCCUCGUGGGAGAAGAUCUCCACGGCGUCGCAGCAUAACACCCCGUCAUUCCCCUUAUGCCAAUGGCAUGUCACCUGGUCGAGGCCGUAACUACAGCAGGUCACCUCCAUAUCGCCGUUCUUAUCGUGAUUAACCUUAUGCUAAUGGGUAUGUGAAGAGAUUAAAGGCUGGGGGAAGAAGUGAUGCAACAUGCAGGUGGACAACAAAAGAUGAGUUCUGUACUAAUACUGUAGUCCUGAUAGGAGGAUAGGUUAGCAAACAACAGUAGCGUUAUUUGAGUUCAUGUCGUGACAGUCGGAUGUCUCUUUCAUAUUUUAACACAAUAUUAUUUCUGUCUACUAUAUGACAUGUCGGAUGUCUCUUUCGUAUUUUAACACACAAUAUUAUUACUGUCUACUAUAUGUUAGUGUCAGACUUCUGAACUUAUAUACUUGAAGUAGAUGUUUCCAAGAGAUUCUGAAUUUUGUGUUUUGAGAUCGAUUUUAGGCUAAAUCAGCAACAUUUUGCUA